This is a messenger RNA of Vavraia culicis subsp. floridensis, 482 nucleotides long. RefSeq lists its product as uncharacterized. Lineage: Eukaryota; Fungi; Microsporidia; Pleistophoridae. The coding region runs from base 21 to 482 and encodes 153 amino acids. The transcript has a single exon. The record is from RefSeq and is a predicted model, not a curated record.
CAUCCGUUAAGUUUCAUCUCAUGUAUAUAAAAAAUUGCAUUCAAAAAUACAUGCUCUUAUUCAUACUCCCUGUCGUUUCGGAAUAUUUCAAAUUACAAAGCAUGGCUGUUCCUGAUUUCUUCGUUGGCGAAAACCAGGCUAAAGAGCUCACACUCGUUGAGGAACAAUUUGCCGAUGUUUUUAUGCUAGAAUUUGCAGGACUGAGUAGAGAUGACUUCAUCACCGUUCUAACAAAACAUGGUGUAAUUUGGGAGCUUGAUGAAGCCAUGGGUCGUUUGUAUUACACAGAUUUUAAACAUGGAGGAUUAAACCAAAGGUUUAAAGUGGUAAAAAGACCAUUCGGAUUACAUAAGAUUAUGAAUGGGCUAAACAGUUGCAUCACGUUGGAUUUUAAAUCAGAAGGUUUUCAUAAAAUAACGUGCGAUGACCACGAUCUAAAACAAUACUUUCGACUGGUUCAAAUGCCAAACAGAGGAUUGUAA